Phytophthora sojae is the source of this 417-nucleotide messenger RNA. RefSeq lists its product as hypothetical. The transcript has a single exon. Gene Ontology annotation, biological process: translation. The record is from RefSeq and is a predicted model, not a curated record. Bases 1 to 417 code for a protein of 138 amino acids. NCBI's taxonomy places the organism in Eukaryota, Oomycota, Peronosporomycetes, Peronosporales, Peronosporaceae. Gene Ontology annotation, cellular component: cytosolic small ribosomal subunit; ribosome. Gene Ontology annotation, molecular function: structural constituent of ribosome.
AUGUCGGCUGAGGAAGUUGUGGCGGAGGUUGAGGUGCCCAAGGAGCUGGGAGAGAUGGACGCCCUCAAGGAGGUGCUCAAGAAGGCCCUCAUCCACGACGGCCUCAAGCGCGGCCUGCACGAGGCCGCCAAGGCCCUGGACUCGCGUCGCGCCCGCCUGUGCUGCCUGGCCCAGGACUGCGACGAGCCCAGCUACAGCAAGCUGGUGCGCGCCCUGUGCGAGGAGCACGGCGUGAACCUCAUCCUGGUGCCCUCGGGCAAGCAGCUCGGCGAGUGGUGCGGCCUGUGCAAGAUCGACUCCCUGGGCGAGGCCCGCAAGGUCGUGUCCACGUCGUGCGCCGUCAUCACGGACUUCGGUGAGGAGACCCACGCCCUGAACGUGCUGCUGGACUACCUUAAGCGCCAGGGUGAGAACUAA